Cydia strobilella is the source of this 743-nucleotide messenger RNA. RefSeq lists its product as uncharacterized. NCBI's taxonomy places the organism in Eukaryota, Metazoa, Arthropoda, Insecta, Lepidoptera, Tortricidae. The transcript has 5 exons. Gene Ontology annotation, molecular function: odorant binding. The record is from RefSeq and is a predicted model, not a curated record. The coding region runs from base 148 to 678 and encodes 176 amino acids.
AGCAUUUAAGUUCUAGUGUCGACGGGCGUUCAGCUAACUUCAUCUCAGACAUUUAUUUCGUUACCGUCGCCUGCAGGAAAUUGUAAAUUUUCUCUUAAGAUUUCUCCGUGACAUUUUUUCUCUGAAGCUGUUCAUCUUGAAAGAACGAUGCAGUUCAUCAGGUUCCUCGUCGUCCUGUUGCCAGGACUUGCGUUCGCGAGUCCACGUGGAGGGGCCUUGGUAGACUUCUCGGAUCCUAAGGUCCAGGGCCACCUAGAUGCCCUAGUCCGCAUGGCGCAGUCCUGCGUGAUCCGAGUGCGUGCCACGCCCAAGGAUGUCCGCGCGUAUUUUACCAACUCGGCGCCCGUGACCCGCUCCGGGCAGUGCUUCGCUGCGUGCAUGCUCGAGCAGAGCGAUGUCAUCAACCAUGGGAAGGUAAACCGUGAGCUCCUUGUUCACCUCGCCAGCUUAGUGAACGGAAAGAAGUCCCGCGUGGUGCGCAAACUGAACAGCGUCUCCCGAAUGUGCCUGGACUCCAUCGAGGGCCUGUCGGACCGCUGCCAGCUCGCAUCAACCUACAACGACUGCCUAAAUGAGAACAUGAUUGAGUUUGCCUUCCCACUUGAUCUGGCUGAGGAAGCGGUCAGGAAGAUGCCCUUCCAUCUCAUGUCGCCAAAUUUACCGGACGCGCGAGUGUAGCUUAUUUUUACUGAAUUCUGAAUAAUUUUCUAAUUUUAUACCAGUAAUAAAUCACUUGCUCCGUU